This is a messenger RNA of Theobroma umbraticum, 758 nucleotides long. RefSeq names its product photosystem I subunit O (gene PSAO). Lineage: Eukaryota; Viridiplantae; Streptophyta; Magnoliopsida; Malvales; Malvaceae. The record is from RefSeq and is a predicted model, not a curated record.
UCCACAAAAUCUUCAUCUCAUUCCAAGCAAACUAAACCCCACUCCUUCACAAUCUUACAUCCACCACCACAACCCUCCCUACUUGCAUUUUUCAGUCAUUACCGAUCUGCCGCUUGCCCUAAACCAUUACAUCGAAAAUGGCAGCUACAUUUGCAAGCCCAUCAACCGUCGUCGGCCUUGGCAGCACCACCUUGCUAUCAACCCCAGCAAAGAAAGCAUGCCUCUCUUCAGGCUUCCUGAAAUCCCGUGCGGAGGCUCGGAACCCUUUGAGGGUGGCUGGUGCUUCAGGGGGCAAGUUCACAUGCUUUGAGAGAGACUGGCUGCGUACGGACUUCAACGUGAUAGGAUUUGGGCUGAUUGGGUGGAUAGCUCCAUCGAGCAUACCAGCAAUCAAUGGGAAGAGCUUGACAGGGCUUUUCUUUGAGAGCAUUGGAGCUGAGCUCGCUCACUUCCCUUCACCUCCUCCUCUUACUUCCCAGUUUUGGUUGUGGCUGGUAUUAUGGCACCUAGGAUUGUUCAUCACUCUUACUUUCGGACAAAUUGGAUUCAAGGGAAGGUCUGAGGGUUACUUUUAAAUUCCAUGUAAUCUGUUUAUGAAUCAGUUUCGGUUUUCUCUAAACUCCUUUUCUCCCCUUUCCUUUCUCCUUGUUCAAAAGUAUCAUUCUCUUUGCUUUCUUCCAUUCUGUAUCUAUAUCCUGCUUGUAUGUACGUUUCCUUUAUUUCCUUUCAAUGAAAAAGAAGGAUUCUCCUAACAAAAA